UUUUACGCGCCCAUUUAUUAAGAAUCGAAAAAAAGCCACAAAAUCACCUUUCCUUUUCCAUAAAAAAUCCCCCAAAAUUUCCCCCCUUUUCACUUUCUCUCUCCUCUCUCACUACUCUUCACUCUCUAAUCUCUCACUCUCUCCACUGUUUUUGGAGAUUUCAUCAAAAACCCCAUUUCAAAUGGAAGAUCAUAAACACUUAGAUCUAAUUAAAGAGCUUGUUCAUCGAUUAAUUUCACAACCCCAAAACCCUAACACUAACCCUAACACACCAAAUUCUAUGAACCCUAAUUUCUCAAUCGACCCCAAUCAGUUCAAUCAAGCUACCCGUUACGCAAUUCGCAUACUUUCGAGUCGAAUGACGCCUUCAAUUGCUGCAGAUGAGGGUGCAAUGGCAGAAUCAAUUAAACGUCAUCUCGUUACUCAAGGUAAAUCAUCUCAAGCACUAUCUUUUGCGGAUCUUUAUUCUAAAUUUGCGUCGAAAACUGGACCUGGGAGUAUAAAUAAUAAGUGGGCAGUGCUUUAUUUGCUUAGGGUGGUUUCGGAAGACCGUAAAAUGUCGAAAAAACAUACUAGUUCGAUUGUUUCUAGGGGUUUGCCUGCUAUUUUUGAUGGCCAGUUGAGUGAGAAUUCAAAAGUUCGUAGUGAUAAAGAUGUGGGUUGGAGUGGUGGGGUUUUAAUGGUGUCGAAAGACCCGGAAAAUAUUAGGGAAGUCGCGUUUAGGGAGUUUACAAACUUGUUGAAGGAAGAAAAUGAGAUUUCUGAGGAGGUUUUGGUUAGGGAUGUGUUGUAUGCUUGUCAAGGGAUUGAUGGGAAUUAUGUUAAGUUUGAUGAAAAUGUUGAUGGGUAUAUAUUGUGUGAUUCGAUCAAGGUACCGAGAGCUACUAGGAUUAUGACUAGGAAGCUUUGUGAAUUAGGUUGGCUGUUUAGGAGAGUUAAAGGGCAUAUAACGGAUUGUAUGGGUCGGUUUCCAACUGAAGAUGUUGGUACUGUGGGGCAAGCAUUCUGUGCGGCGCUGCAGGAUGAGCUUACUGAGUAUUAUAAGCUUUUGGCCGUGCUUGAAGCACAAUCAAUGAAUCCCAUUCCACUAGUUUCAGAAGGCGCUAGUUCGGGGAAUUAUCUUUCUUUAAGGAGACUAUCAGUUUGGUUCGAGGAACCUUUGGUGAAAAUGAGGCUGAUGGCUGUUUUGGUCGACAGUUGCAAGGUUUUGAGGGGUGGGUCUAUGUUGGGGGCUAUUCAUAUGCACGCUCAACAUGGGGACCCAUUAGUUCAUGAGUUUAUGAAACGUCUGCUCCGUAGGGUUUGCUCGCCCCUGUUUGAAAUGGUUAGAAGCUGGGUCUUGGAAGGUGAGCUUGAAGAUAUAUUUGCCGAGUUUUUCGUAGUGGGCCAGCCUGUCAAGGCUGAGUCUCUUUGGAGAGAGGGUUAUCGACUGCACGCCGGGAUGCUUCCUUCUUUCAUCUCACCAUCCCUUGCGCAGCGUAUAUUAAGAACAGGGAAGUCGAUUAAUUUUCUUAGAGUAUGUUGUGAGGACCAAGGUUGGGCUGAUGCUGCAACUGAGGCUGCAGCUGCUGCGGGUACAACAACAGGAAGAGGUAGUCUUGGAUAUGGAGAAACUGAUGCUCUUGAAUUACUGGUUGAUGAAGCAGCAAAAAGAAUUGAUAAGCAUCUAUUGGAUGUUAUCUACAACUGCUAUAAGUUCAAAGAACAUUGUACGGCAAUCAAGCGUUAUUUGUUACUUGGGCAGGGUGACUUUGUGCAGUAUCUAAUGGACAUAGUUGGGCCAGAACUCUCUGAGCCUGCGAAUACCAUAAGUACAUUCAAGCUAGCUGGUUUGUUGGAGACUGCUAUACGGUCAUCAAAUGCUCAAUAUGAUGAUCGUGACAUAUUAGAUAGAUUAAGGGUCAAAAUGAUGCCACACAAUACUGGAGACAGGGGUUGGGAUGUGUUCUCACUGGACUAUGAUGCCAGAGUUCCAUUGAACACUGUUUUCACAGAAUCUGUUAUGACAAGAUACCUAAGAAUUUUCAAUUUCUUGUGGAAGCUAAGGCGAGUUGAGCAUGCGCUGAUCAGUGUUUGGAAGACAAUGAAGCCUAACUGUAUCAGCUCCCACUCCUUUAUUAAAUUGCAAAAUGCAGUUAAGAUGAAGUUGCUUUCAACAUUGCGGAGGUGUCAAGUUCUUUGGGAUGAGAUGAAUCAUUUUGUCUCAAAUUUGCAGUAUUACAUAAUGUUUGAAGUCUUGGAGGUUUCAUGGUCUAACUUCUCCAAUGAAAUGGAAGCAGCAAAAGAUCUUGAUGACCUGCUUGCUGCCCAUGAAAAGUAUCUCCAUUCUAUAGUGGAGAAGUCUCUUCUUGGGGAGAAAUCACAGAGCUUAUAUGAGACAUUAUUUGUCUUGUUUGACCUAGUACUGCGGUUUAGAAGUCUUACAGACAGAUUAUAUGAAGGGAUAUACGAAUUGCAAGCAAGGUCCUCUGACUCACACGACAAGAGAAAACUAUCCAGGCAAUCAAGUCGCAUAUCCGCAGAGGCUGGCUCAUGGGCCACCGAGGGUAGGAAGGCCUUGACCCAACACGCUGCUAAGUUUCUUAGCAAUAUGAGCCAGGAGCUGGAUGAUGUUGGAAAGAAAUAUUCAUCCUUGCUUACAGGAUUCAUUUCUCAGCUGCCAGUACAGCAACACAUUGACUUGAAGUUCCUCCUAUUCCGGCUUGACUUCACUGAAUUUUAUAGCCAGUCACUGCCCAACAUCUGAAGAUGGCAUUCUGUAUAGAAAUUUGAGUUUUUGAGGGUGCUUUGAAUUUUCAAGUGUGAAGGAUCAGUAGAGUGCUAUUAUCGAUUUGAUUGAUUCAUUUACUGUCUGGUUCAUCAGUGGGACAAUCAGGCAAGAAAAGAGCUUCCGCAAUUGGAGAGAGAAGGACGAGGUUCUUGAUCUUGAUAAUGCUCCAUAUUAAUAAAUGGCUGAAAUUAAAGCUGCUACGGGAAAGGUUUGUUCUCUGACUCUAUAUCUGAGACACUGUCAUCAAUGUAAUGACACAAAUCUGUAAAUCUAUGGAAAGGUCAGGGUUGGACUGGGGGAGUCUAACACCAUCUGAUUGAUGAUAGUAGCUGUAUAAAUUAAUAGAAAGUGAGAUGCAAGUAUUCAGAGAGAUUCUCAACAUUCAUGUUUACAUCUGUAGUUUGUCCGUAUUGUGUGGGUGUAUCUUCUUUUCUUUUAGCAGUUUUGGUUAGCUUAGGGAGAGGGAGGCAUCAUUCUUUAACAGUAGCAAAGGGGUUAACCUUCUAUAUGUUAGUCCAAACUCUUAGGUCUUGUUAGCAUCUGCUCACCUGUAUAUGACCUCUCUAUCGUAAUCAUAAUUUCGUUUGGUUUUGCCAAGUUCUAUUUUACGCCACAUGAUACCAUGUUCCUGGUUUGUUGAACUCAAACAUGGUACUUGGGCUAUUUGAUUCACUUUAA
This is a messenger RNA of Beta vulgaris subsp. vulgaris (sugar beet), 3448 nucleotides long. RefSeq names its product gamma-tubulin complex component 3. Gene Ontology annotation, cellular component: spindle pole; centrosome; equatorial microtubule organizing center. Gene Ontology annotation, molecular function: gamma-tubulin binding; microtubule minus-end binding. The record is from RefSeq and is a predicted model, not a curated record. Gene Ontology annotation, biological process: cytoplasmic microtubule organization; mitotic cell cycle; meiotic cell cycle. Bases 182 to 2746 code for a protein of 854 amino acids. Lineage: Eukaryota; Viridiplantae; Streptophyta; Magnoliopsida; Caryophyllales; Amaranthaceae. The transcript is spliced from 2 exons.